GUUGUACCACACACAAAACAUCUGAUAGGACCUCCUUCCGAUUGAUGACGGGAUCCAAGGCGCUUCUACGGGAGCGAGGAUAGUCGGGAAUCUCGGAAUCAGGACUGUGUCGACUGUCCCGGCAUGGGGGACAUGAAGACCCCCGAUUUUGAUGACUUGCUGGCUGCAUUUGACAUUCCUGACAUUGAUGCCAAAGAGGCCAUUCAGUCUGCCCGCGAUGACGUCGAAGGCCACCAUGGGUCAGGCAGCGGGACCAUGGGGAAGCCCGGGGAUGACGGAGCUGACGGAGGUCACGCAAUGAGACCCACAAGCCCUGGAACAGAUCCACACGGAGACCCAUCCAUUGUCAGCGUGAUCGUGAAGAACCGUGUCCGCGCUGAAACACUUGAAGGGGGAGACGGAACAGUCUCCGAAAGAGAACCUGCAGACGGACCACCUGGUAUCGGACUCGUACCACGGCUUGGAACGCGUAGCCCGGGUCUAGUGCCACCAGAAUCGCUCAACCAUAACGGGUUUGUGUCCUCGAGUGCGUCCAGUCACCUGUCUCAGAGCCAGGGCCAGUCCAAUGGGGACCCGUGGCCCCUCUGCGCCCCAAAAGCAGCCCCAGACAGUGCUGAAUUUCUGUCCGGCUCUGCCAGCUCUUCCAAGCAGGGAGGAGGCAACAUCUUCAACAAGCUGAAACCGCUGAUGGCGCAGGGCACCGGAGACCCCGUGGGCAGGGCCCGGAAGAUGCAGCUCCUGCAACAGCAGAAACGGCUUCACAUGCAGCAGGAGGCCGCUCUGGAGACCAGCCUGGACAAACCACCCAAAGCACCCACGGCUGCUAGCGCCAGCUCGGGGGCCCGGGCAUCGUCUCCUUUCUUUCCCCCUUCUAAAGCCAUACUUCUACCUUCCUCUGCGUCCUCCUCAUCGCCAUCCUCCUCCUCCUCCCACUCUAACAAUGCCCGUAUGUCUGGGCAGCUUCAGUCUUUCAAUGGCACCUCAAGGUCGGCCCCGGCGGGCUUCAGACGUUUGGACUCGGACUCGGAGGACUCGGACCCCGAUUUGGGAGCCCCGCUGGUGAUCCAGGAGAGCCCAGACUCCCCGGCAUGCACCACCCCAAAGCUGGCCCGCCGCGUCCGAUCUCCUGCCGGGAGUUUCGAAUCGCCCUCCCUGCCGUCAGCAGGGUCAUCGUCCUCCUUCCCCAAGCCCGGCGAUGUUCCCUCUGCCUCGCCCGCUUCCCCUCAGGGCCAGCAGAACUGGCUCUCCUCGCCCUCCCAGACCUCUUCCACCAGCAAGAGCUCUCCGCAGGAGGAGAGGCAUCCGGAGCACGUGGUGGAAGAGAGGGACUCCCCCGAAAGCCCAGAGCCAGAGGCCCCGAAGCCAGCCUCCUCAUCGGCCGUGCCCAAAAGAAGCUCCAGUCCAGCAGCUGCCACAGCCACCACUACGCCCUCCCCUGCUCUACGGGAACCCAAGGAGGAGGAGGAGGAGAUGGAGGUGGCUAAGAGAGUAGUUGAAAAGACAGAAGAGAGGAAGGAACAGGAGAGCAAAGGAACGGAGGAAGAGAAGAGGGAUGUGCAAGAGGAGGGGGAGAAAGAGGAGGGGAAAACUCAAUCAGCGGAAGGAGGCGUGGUGCCUUCCGUCGCCGUAGGAACAGCCACUCCUGCUGGGCCCGCCCCGGCCCGGCCGCUGAAAGUCCGCAUCAAGACCAUCAAGACUCCCACCGGCAGCAUCACCAGGACCGUGGUGGCGUCCAAAGGAGCCGGAGCCAGCGCGGGCAAAGGGUUAGAGGUGAUCAAGGCCCAGCAGGGGAACUCGGUUCCUGCCAACAGAGCCCGGAGAACGAACGCCGCCGCUACAGCAGCGCGCGUGGCCAAGAGCUCUGCCGCGCUGCCCGUGUCAACGCUCGAGGCCAGCAGCGCCAUGCUGGCAGCUGCCACCAAGGUGCAAAGCAAGAUGGCCUCCCCGUCUGAUAAGAGCAAGGUGUCCGCCACGGCGGUCAGCAUCACCAAAACAGCCGCCCUGCCCGCCACCUCUGUGGUCAGUGGCAUCAGCGUCCGCCCCGUCGCCAAGUCGACCAACGGGGGCACGGCGGGCCUCCACCAGCCCUGCAAGCCGGCGUCCAUCGUCAACAGCACGGGUGCCGUCAUAUCGCGCUCCCAGUCCAGCCUGGUGGAGGCCUUCAACAAGAUCCUCAACAGCAAGAACCUGCUGCCCAGCUACAAGCCGGACCUCUCCAACCUACCGCCCCCCGAGUGGGGGCUCUCCAUGCCCACGACGGGCUACCGGUGCCUGGAGUGCGGCGACUCGUUCGCCCUGGAGCGCAGCCUGGUGCGCCACUACGACCGGCGCUCGCUGCGCGUCGAGGUGACGUGCAACCACUGCGCCAAGCGGCUGGCCUUCUUCAACAAGUGCAGCCUUCUGCUGCACGCGCGCGAGCACAAGGAGCGGGGUCUGGUGAUGCAGUGCUCGCACCUCGUCAUGAGGCCCGUCAGCGUGGAGCAGAUGAUCAGUCAGCAGGACACCGCACCCAUCGGAAUGCUCUCGCCAUCUCUCUCCACCACCCCAGCUACCCCGCAAGGCGCCCCCUCCGUCUCCACCACCUCCAGCCCCCAGAAAGAUUCCCCGUUGCCCUCGGCAACAGCCCCCCAACCCAGCACCGCUCGCAGGCUACCCAGCAGUCCCCAGGCCAUCAUGCCCCUGCCCUGCAAGAAGGUCGACGUGCUCCAGUACAACAACUUCAAGUGCCCCGAGUGCCAGGCCCAGUUUGGGGGCAAGGCAGAGCUGGUGGCCCACUUCCAGCAGAUCAGAGCCACACCCAACUCAACGUGUAUGCUGUGCACUCCGCCCAUGAUGCUGCCGAACUGGUGCAGUGUGGCGGCACACCAGCGCAUCCACAAGCACCGCGCCCCGCAUGUGUGCCCCGAGUGUGGCGGCGUAGCCCGGCAAGCCAGCUUCCAGAUGCACCUGGAAGAGUCCUGCCUGCACUUCGCCCGACGCAUCGGCUACAGGUGCUCCAUCUGCCAGGUGGUGUUCGGGGGGCUGAACUCCAUCAAGUCUCACAUCCAGACGGCCCACUGCGAGGUCUUCCACAAGUGCCCCAACUGCCCCAUGGCCUUCAAGUCUGCUCCCAGUGCCCAGUCCCACAUCAGCACCCAGCACCCCACGCUCACGGCCUCCCAGCCCAAGAUGAUCUACAAGUGUGUCAUGUGUGACACAGUGUUUACCCAGAAGCCCCUGCUCUACGUGCAUUUCGACACUCACCUGGCCAAGCAGAAGGUGCACGUGUUCAAGUGUCCAGACUGCACCAAGCUCUACGCUCAGAAGGCUUCUAUGAUGGAGCACAUGAAGACCGUCCACAGAGGCCUGUCAGUCAAGCCAGAAACUCCACCCACCACAACGACCACCACCACCACCACCACCAUCAUCCCAGGAGCCACGCUCCCAGCGACACAGCCAGUCCCCAAAGCCCGAGUCCAGGAGGGGGAGGAGUGGAGCCAGGAGACUGGGGAGGAGGAGGGAGAGGGGGAGGGGGAGGGAGGGGAGAAAGAGGAGGAGGAGGAAGAGGAGGAGGAGGACAAUGAGGAGGAAGAGGAGCCAGACAGUUCACCUGAGAGCUCCUCCCUGGAGUGGAAGUGCAGAGAGUGUCGCACGCGCUACUCUGAGAAAGAGGACUACAUCUCCCACAUGAGGAAGGAGCACGGCAAGCCAAUGAAGAAGUUCCCGUGCCGGAUGUGUGAGCGCUCCUUCAGCUCAGCCAAUAGCCUGCGGCGACACGUGCGGGUCAUCCACGAGGGCAUCCGCAGAGUCUUCCAUUGCCAGUACUGCUCUGAAGGAAAGCGCACCUUCAGCAGCCGCCUCAUCCUGGAGAAACACAUCCGGGUCAGACACGGCAUCCGCUCCAGACAACCAGUAGACAGACAGGGUGCUCCCAACACCAGGAAGCGCUCUGCUCCAGUGGAGGGUGUGGGCAGCUCGUCUGAGCAGGAAGGGGACGGUGCGUUUGAGGAGGGGGGCGACGGUGGUGGUGGCAGCGGGGGCGGGGUUGUAAAACGUUGGCGUCCCGCGGCAAGCGAUGCCACGGCUCCGGCACAGCAGCCGGAUAAGGAAGAGCCGCGACAGGAAGGGGAGGACUCUCGUGGCGAGGCGGAGGAGAGCGGCACCGGCACCGGCACCGGCAGCGCCGCAGGCUUCCGGUGCACGCCGUGUGGCUUCACCACGGAGGAUUGGGCGGAGUUCCAGCGGCACAUCCCGCAGCACCAGGCGGAGGGCAGCGUGGGCUCGCUGCAGUGCACCCAGUGCGGCGCCUGCUUCGCCUCGGCCGGCUCGCUCGCCCGCCACCGCUUCAUCACGCACCGGCUACGCAACGAGCACCGCGGACACGCCGCCAACGCCAACGCCGGCGCUUCUUCCUCGCCCGAUAACGGCGGGAGCGGUGGAGCCCAGACAACGUCCCCGGACGGCUCCCCCGCCUCCCCCCACCAGGGCGAGGACGGAAGCUACGGUUGCCGGGUGUGCAGGCGGCGCUUCGACAAACAGGCCGACCUGAACACACACUUCCGCACGCACGGCAUGGCCUUCAUCACCGCACACAAGAACGACAAGCCCACAUAGAGGGGGAGGAGGAGGAAGAAGAGAGGAGGAGGAGGGAGAGAGGAAGGACGGGAAGAAUGAAGAAGUGCUAGAGAAAGGGGUUGGAGGGAAAUGAAUAAAGACCGACUCCAGUGCAUCACCAACAGCGGUAUGUUUGCCUAGAACAAGGCAGUAUGUGUUUCCCUCAGACUAUGAACCUGUGCCAUCCCCCAGUUCACCACAAACCACCCUUUCACAGCGGAGAGGAGAAGUCCGAGAGCAUUUAUGUGAUUGAACAUACAGUGAAGAUACUUGAUCUACUCCAAGUGCUGGUUUGGUUCCAUGUUUGAAUCUUCUUGAUGAGCAGAGAGCUCAUGAGGUCAUGAAGAGAGAGAGAGAGAGGAUGACAGUGAAUCAAGCUCAAGCUUGCAGAACAUUUGGACACAAACCCAUCACUUCCUCCUUCAUCCUGAUUGGCUAGGGAGAGACCAACACAAACACUGCAGAGGGUCUGCACGAGUGGUCAGAUCUGUGCUAACUGCGAAUCAUUCUGGAGCUCAUCGGAGACUGACCAGGCAUCAGUCUCCUGUAACUCUGCCAGGUCAGCUCCUCUACUGUUCCAGUGUCAACUGCUGACCUGAGCAGAGCUCCUUUAGUUCUUCCUCCUGCAUGAGCUCCAAGGGCUCAUCAACAGACACCCAUGUUAACUCCAUAUAGUACGGAGGUCCAGGUUUAUAACUGGUUCCAGAUCAGUCGCAAGUGGAUUGGUCUAAAGCUGUCGUCUGGUCAGUGUUGCAGGGUUUGGACUAACGACUGCAAAAAAAAAAGAGGUGCUAUCGAAGGUGUUUUUAAACGAACAGUAAUAUUGAAAUUGUAUCGACAUUGUACUGAUCUAUUUAUUUAUACGUCAUCCGUAUUGUGUCUUUUUGAAGUAUCUGAUUAAGGAAUGGUAGAAAAGUGAUGGAACUUUAUAUUACCCGGGAGGAGAGUCUACUGAACACGUGGCAGAUCUGCGUUUCCAGCUCUUUGCAUGACAGAUGUGUGAUGUCUGACGUUUGAGGUGUUACAGAAAUUGUCCAAAACUUUAUUGUGAAUAACAAACAAACGAAAAAAAAAAAAAAAAAAAACAUGGUUACGCACUUCUUGCAAGAGCACAUUUGUAUGUGUGUAUGUAUGUAUGUAUGUAUGUAUGUAUGUAUGUAUGUAUGUGUGUGUGUGUGUGUGUGUAUGUGUCUACGUGUGUAUGUGUCUACGUGUGUGAGUACUGUACAAUGCAGUAAUUUUGAGAAACUCUUAGAGGUGGAGUUAGUAGACAAUGUGAAGUGUGAAUUCUACUUACUGUAAAGGUAUAACUUGUUUUGUCUUUUUUUAUUCAGCCGAUUCUUAGCUGACUGAAUCAUGAAUGGAUAUUUGGAUAUAAGUUACAUAUUUUUUACAAAAGAAUCACAAAACGGAAACAAAACAAAAAGCUGACGAGUGUGAUGGCUUUUGGUGGGAGUGUUUUCCGAAGGCGUGUGUAUACAUUUGUUCUUUUUUUGUUUUGUUUGUCCCCUCUUUGAUAUGAGUCUUUUCUAUUUACACAGGGACAGUGGUAGUAGAUCAUCACCCUUCUGUAAUCCCUACAGCUCAACUACAUUUGUGAUUACGUGAAAGCCUGUGUGUGUCUUUUUUUCUUUCUUUUUUUAAGAAACAAAAUGUUUGUCUUAUGUACAUCCCUGACAUAUAAAUAUACAUCUUAUAAUUUUAUUUUUCUGUGAUUGCUGCUUGCAACACUGCCAUACCCUUUAUGUCGGCUCCUACUCUCCUGUUUGAAAUAAUAAUAAAUAUGACAACCGUACGGCAUGGA
Clupea harengus (Atlantic herring) is the source of this 6397-nucleotide messenger RNA. It is a transcript of the gene znf687b, whose product is annotated as zinc finger protein 687b. Lineage: Eukaryota; Metazoa; Chordata; Actinopteri; Clupeiformes; Clupeidae. The record is from RefSeq and is a predicted model, not a curated record.